AUGCAUUUUCACAAUGAAGCAAUCAAGAGAUCGGAUCCGCUGACGUUGGCUAGCAAUAAAUGCAUAGAUUCAAAAGAAGAAAACCCUACAAGCAAAGUUAAAGAGGCAGAUUCCAAAGUUCCGACAACCAGUGAUCAACCAAUCCCAGAAGGUUUCUUUGAUGAUCCAAUUUUAGACGCAAAGGUUCGAAACAUUGAAUACAAAGAUCCUGUCGAAGAAGAGUGGGAAAAAUUUCAAAAAGAAAUCAAAGAAGAAACGACUACGUCUGCUGAAAUAAUAGCCGGUGAACAAGAGGAAGCAACAGCUGAAAGACAGAUUGACGAAAUAGAUGAACAAAUAAGGAACUGGUCUAGGGUUUUAGAUUUAGAGCUAAAAAAAGAAGAAACAAAAAAGAAAAAGGAACAUGUAGAACUGAUGAAUGAAGACGGAGAAAAUGACUCUGAAAAUGAUGCAGAUAUUGAUGAGUUUUUAGAUUGGCGAGCAAAAAAUUCGUACAGU
Messenger RNA from Iphiclides podalirius (scarce swallowtail), 498 nucleotides. NCBI's taxonomy places the organism in Eukaryota, Metazoa, Arthropoda, Insecta, Lepidoptera, Papilionidae. The record is from the annotation of a GenBank genome assembly.